Messenger RNA from Balaenoptera acutorostrata (minke whale), 2629 nucleotides. RefSeq names its product ankyrin repeat domain 54 (gene ANKRD54). Lineage: Eukaryota; Metazoa; Chordata; Mammalia; Artiodactyla; Balaenopteridae. The record is from RefSeq and is a predicted model, not a curated record. Gene Ontology annotation, molecular function: protein binding; protein kinase regulator activity. Gene Ontology annotation, biological process: regulation of protein kinase activity; regulation of intracellular signal transduction. Gene Ontology annotation, cellular component: nucleus; cytoplasm. The transcript is spliced from 8 exons. The coding region runs from base 107 to 1006 and encodes 299 amino acids.
CCCGCCCGCUUGUCCUCUGACAGCGAGGCUUAGGGCGGAGGGAAGCGGGUCGGUCGGUCCGUCAAGCACGAGGCUCCCGCGGCCAGGCCAGCACGGAGCCGUUGCCAUGGCAGCUGCCGCCGGGGGCGCAGACGAAGAGUCGCGCUCUGGCCGCUCGAGCUCGGAUGGCGAGUGCGCGGUGGCGCCAGAGCCGCUGACGGGCCCCGAGGGCCUCUUCUCCUUCGCCGACUUCGGGUCUGCGCUGGGCGGCGGCGCGGGGCUCCCGGGCCGGGCGGCCGGCGGGACCCAGUCCCCGCUACGCUACCUUCACGUCCUGUGGCAGCAGGACGCGGAGCCCCGCGAUGAGCUGCUCUGUAAGAUCCCCUCCGGCCGGCUGAGGCGCGCCGCCAGGCCCCACCGCCGGCUCGGGCCCACGGGCAAGGAGGUGCACGCUCUGAAGAGGCUGAGGGACUCAGCCAAUGCCAACGAUGUGGAAACAGUGCAGCAGCUGCUGGAAGAUGGCGCGGACCCCUGUGCAGCUGACGACAAGGGCCGCACAGCCCUACACUUUGCCUCCUGCAACGGCAAUGACCAGAUUGUGCAGCUGCUUCUGGACCAUGGAGCCGACCCCAAUCAGCGAGAUGGGCUGGGGAACACGCCACUGCACCUGGCGGCCUGCACCAACCAUGUCCCUGUCAUCACCACACUGCUGCGAGGAGGGGCCCGGGUAGAUGCCCUGGACCGGGCGGGCCGCACGCCCCUGCACCUGGCCAAGUCGAAGCUCAACAUCCUGCAGGAAGGCCACUCCCAGUGCCUGGAGGCCGUGCGGCUGGAGGUAAAGCAGAUCAUCCAGAUGCUGAGGGAGUACCUGGAGCGCCUGGGGAGGCACGAGCAGCGGGAGCGGCUGGAUGACCUCUGCACCCGCCUCCAGAUGACAAGCACCAAAGAGCAGGUGGAUGAAGUGACCGACCUGCUGGCCAGCUUCACCUCCCUCAGCUUGCAGAUGCAGAACAUGGAGAAGAGGUAGCAAGAGAGGCUCCCCGCCCUCCCGCUCCGCCACCCUCCCCCGCCCCACUGCCCUCUCAUUACAAAGGAAAAGCCCAGUGCCUGGGACUUCGUCUGCCGAGGCCCUCGCCCCCAGCUGCUGCGAGGCAGAGAUGCUCUCUCACUGACCUCAGCGCCACUCCCAGCCACGGUCUCCAUCAUCCCUGGGGGCCGGGACCACAGCCCACAGCGUCUUCCUUCGGCUCCCACGGCGCCGCAGCCACGCCUCACCAGCUCUGGCCAACGCGCUAUCCUAGCAGGCCUCACCCGUCCCAUGGCCUCCCUGGCACCCUCGGCAGGCCCCAGACCCUUCUCUGUGUCCCUUUCCAGCCGUGGGCUCGUUGCGGCCAGCAGGAUUUGGCUUAGGGCAGGCACCCUGUGGCCUAGGGGGCUUCUGGGCUGGCCCCGCACUUCUCACCAGCACUUAGAUUUAGGCUUGUCACCGGACUUUCAAGGAGACAUGGCAGUGAGUUUCUCUGGUUGGAAGGAGGGGGUUGGUGAAGCCUAGACCUUAGAAAUACAGGGUUAGGAAGGGCCCGGCUGAACCCAAAGCAGGUAAUCCCCAGCCUUUUUUCUCCCAAUCAUUGAAACACCAGGAGGGGGUCGCCAUUCUGCAGCCUCGUUGCAGUAGGCGGAGGAGUAGCCCCCAGGAUGGCCGUGUUCUAAUCCCAGGAACCUGCGAACAUUACCUUAUAUGACAAAAGGGACUUUGCAGAUGUUAUUAAGUUAAGGGUCUUUAGACAAGGCAACUGUCCUGGAUUAUCCGGGUGGGCCUGGUAUAAUCACACGGAUCCUUAUUAGAGGGAAGCAGGAGCUCAGAGAGGAAGCAGGAGAUGUGGUGGUGGAAGCAAGAAAUCGGAGUAACUCGAGGACGGGGUCGCAAGCCAAGGAAUGCAGGCGGCCUCCAGAAGCUGCAAAAGGCAAGGAAAUGGAUUCUCCCUUCAGAACUUCCAGAAGGGACCAGCCUGCCGGCACCUUGACUUUAGCCCAGAGAGAUUUCAGAUUCUGACUGCCAGAACCAUAAGAGAAUAAAUUUGUGUUGUUUGAAGGCCCAAAAACUCACUGCAAAGAAGCCCGCCCCACCCCACCCCCCCACCGCUGCCACUUCUGCCCCGACAGGAGCAGACAUUAUUCCCCUUGGGGCUCGAACACGCCAAAGGUGGCGCCCCCUCCUGGCAGGGAUCUGCCACAGCAGAAAGCCUGAAGGGAGGGCCUGCUGGGCCCAGCCCUCUCCCAGGAAGCAUUCGACUGUAGAGUAAAGACAGACUUUUUCCAGAUUGGCAAUCCCUGCCUGCUCUGGCUCUGCCCCACCUUCCCUCUCACCCAGUUGGAAUCCUGGCUGCCUUUCAGAGGAGGGGAACUUGUCUCCCAAAUCCCAGCUUGAUCAGACCUGAACUGAACUCAUGGGAUCCAGCUGUUCCCCAGACCCUAAGAAAAAAAGGGUCUUUCUGUGGGGCUGAGAUACAGGCCCGGGGCUGCCUCCAGGACCCUGGGAGAGGGGAGGCUGCAAGCUCCGCCAGGUCGCCAGGGUUGGGGAAGGUACCCUCCCCAAGACUGGGGAGAGAGGAGGGCAGAGGAAGCAGUAAAGUGUGUCUGUGUAACUCAA